This is a messenger RNA of Lutzomyia longipalpis, 462 nucleotides long. Its product is annotated as leptin receptor gene-related protein. Bases 35 to 370 code for a protein of 111 amino acids. Gene Ontology annotation, biological process: late endosome to vacuole transport via multivesicular body sorting pathway. The transcript has 2 exons. Lineage: Eukaryota; Metazoa; Arthropoda; Insecta; Diptera; Psychodidae. The record is from RefSeq and is a predicted model, not a curated record. Gene Ontology annotation, cellular component: endosome.
ACUCGUUCUCUUGGCAUUCGCCGGAUCAAUCGGGAUGACGCUCGUCAUUCUGGCCUGCGCUCUCCCACAGUACCAGCAAUGGUGGCCACUCUUUGUCAUCCUGUUCUAUGUCCUGUCACCGAUUCCCACAAUUGUAGCAAAACGCUUUGCUGCUCAAUCUCAAUCGACUUCCUGCGUGGAAUUGGCUGUUUUCCUCACAAUGGGACUCAUUGUCUCAUGCUUUGCCCUUCCGAUUGUUCUCACGCGCACAGGGACUAUUCUAGCAGGUGCCUGCUAUUUAACUUUAUGCGGCAAUGUUGUGGUUUAUGUAACACUUCUUGGGUAUUUUCUCCUCUUCGAUGCCGACGACAGCGACUAUGGGCUCUGGUAGAUCCCUAUGGAUCAUCCGGCAGCAUCUUUUCCACAGAAACAACAUUCACACUCAUCCAAAAUAUUUAUACAAUAAAAAACCUCGAGAGAAAA